This is a messenger RNA of Chaetomium globosum CBS 148.51, 1641 nucleotides long. RefSeq lists its product as uncharacterized. Lineage: Eukaryota; Fungi; Ascomycota; Sordariomycetes; Sordariales; Chaetomiaceae. Gene Ontology annotation, cellular component: cytosol; cytoplasm; plasma membrane. Bases 1 to 1641 code for a protein of 546 amino acids. The transcript has 2 exons. Gene Ontology annotation, molecular function: protein-macromolecule adaptor activity; ubiquitin protein ligase binding. Gene Ontology annotation, biological process: ubiquitin-dependent endocytosis. The record is from RefSeq and is a predicted model, not a curated record.
AUGUCAAUACGCGUCAUUCUGGACAAGCCACCCGAAUUCUACACCAACCUGGACUUCAUCAAGGGUGAUGUCGUACUCUCCCUCAGUCGCCCUGAGCACGUCGGUGCCAUCAUCGUCAAGCUCGAGGGCGAGUCCAGGACAGCUCUAGGCGUGCCCACAGACAACCCGGGUAUGGGCAUCGCCGGGCGAGAACGAAUAUCUGGCGGGGACACCCUGCACGAGAACCACAAGAUCCUGUACAAGGUCGGCCAGGUCUUCCCCGAUGAGAAUGCGCCACCGGCCGCCUCACCUUACCUCCUGAAUCCGGGACAGCACCGGUUCCCCUUUCAGUUCAAAUUUCCGUUCAACAACGCCUGCGGUAAUACGGAAGCCAUGGCCCGGAUUGGCGGCGUGGUCAACACCGGCGGCAUCUUUGGGGUUGGCUUCCGCGUCAUGGAUGGGACCAAGCAGCUGAUGUACUCGCACGUCACCAAAACGCUGCCGCCGAGUUUCACGGGAUUCCCUGGGGAAGCCGAGAUCCGGUACUACGUCAAAGUUACAAUACAACGGCCUGGGAUAUUCAAGGAGAAUUGGCGAUACCAGAUGGGUCUCAAGUUCCUGCCCAUCGAGCCCCCAAGGCCGGCCAAGUCGAACCAGGAGGCAUACGCCAGACGGCCCUUCACCUUCCAGCCGAGGAGUCCCAGUCCAUCACCGUACCAAAAAAAGCGCUCUUCCUUCUUCGGGGGACUCUCAACGUCUACCAGUAGCCGGCCAGGAGGCCCGCCAUUACCUGAUCCCGCCUCGGUCGCCGCUCCUUCGAUCGAGAUGUCUGCCCGCCUCCCACACCCUGCCAUUCUCACUUGCAACAAAUCGAUACCCCUCCGGUUGAUAGCGAAGAAGCUGGUGCCUGCGCAGGCCGACGUAUAUCUAGUAGCAAUGCAAAUCGAGCUCAUUGGCAAGACCACGGUGCGCUGCCAGGAUUUAGUCAACACCGAGGUCAACCGCUGGGUUAUCCUAGCCCGCCACGGCCUUUCUACUCUCGUGUCCAAACCAGAAGACCCCGUGGGGACCGAAUUCGUCGUGCCAGACAUACUCUGGAGUGGCGCUCCGCUCCCCAACACAGUCAUGCCGAGUUUCCUGACAUGCAAUCUCAAGCGCGACUACCAACUCGAGGUAAGACUCGGUCUCGCCUGGGGUAAACCCUCCACCAUUGGCCCCAACAUGUUCCUCGGGCGCGGGAAAUUCGCCGACGCCGCCAACCGCCCGCCAGAACUCCACCUCAACCUCCCAUUCAGCACCAUCCAAGUCUACUCGGGCCUCACCCCCCCAGCCGAGCUUGUCGAAGCCACCCGCCAAGGGCGUGGCCGCAACCCCCGCCCCCAAAGACCAUCGCCCUCACCCCAAGCAGCAGCAGCAGCCGGUCCAUCCUUCCUCUCUCUUCCCCUCCGCAGCACCACACCUUCCCCCACGCUCAACCCAGUUCUCACAAACCCAACCCGCCGACGCACUCUACCCGCCCAAGCUGGGGCCGGGAUCAGGGGCCAGGGCAGGUGCAGGCGAGUCCGCCGUAUGAUGACGCCGCCGCCGACAUACGCAGGAGGCCAUGGCCGAGGAGAUGACGGGCCGGUGUUUCUCUGCUGCCGCGCGAGGCCCGCCUUAUAG